UGAAUCAUCCCAAAAAAUGAAAAAUAAAUCCAUCCACCGGUCCGUCCAUCCCACAAAACUUUUCUCGUGCUACUACUGCUACAUUUAUGAUUUAUCUUCUCUAGCUGGUGAAAAGCCAAGCAUAUGAAAGAAACCAUGAAUAAUCCUAUGGCCACUUCUUCCUCCUCGAGACCAUCUAUUUCUCCUCACCACCCUCCUCAGUUCACUCCUAUUGAAGAAGGGAACGAAGAUGAGGAGUUGUCGCGAAGCAGUUUCAGAGCGACGACCCCUAGUGAUUCAACUGACCCGAGACACCACAACCCGACGCCAUUGCAUCAAAAUUCUUCAGAAAAGAGAAGCAAAGAAAAGAGCACCAGAAAAAAGUUGGAGAAUGGUGAAGUUGCCGGGGAAGACGACCGUGGGAUCUCAUGCAAUAAGUGUAGGCCGGGUACCCGGGAGAAGAUAUCCGUCGUCCCUGUGGACAACAAUGGAGUUAAUAGACAAUCUUUAACCAGCCCAAAUGGUAUUUUCAGGUCUAUUUUCUCUAAUUUGAUAAAGAAAAGCCCCAGAUCAUCAGAUGAUCAGGGAUUAGCAGUUCCUGGGGAGGAGCAAUGGAAGGUUGCUGCGGCUGAGCUUUCUCAUAAACUCAUUCAAGCUACCAGAAAAAGAGAUGAGGCGAUUCUGGAGGCAUCCCGGUUGAAGUAUUCCAUGGCUGAGUUGGAAAAGAAGCUGAACAAGCUUGAGAUAUACUGUCACAAUUUGAAGUCCGGGCUCGAGGUUUGUGCUGGUAAUAAUAAUGCUAAUGCCCACCAGCAGUUACAAGCCAACAAGUGUUCUAAUUCUAAACCUCAAGUGAAUUAUCAGCUGGUAAAAGUUGGUCACGAUCAAGGAAAAGUGAUUGAGCAUUUCUUGGUUUCAGUUUCUGAGGCUCGGUCUUCAAUCAGGCUUUUAUCUCGAUCUUUGACUCUUCAGCUCAGACAAAUGGGAAACAAGGUUUAUGAUCGAAUAUCAUCGCUUCUUCAACAUUAUGAAGUCAAGAUUUCCAUAUCAAGAAAUCCGAGAGGUUUGCUUCUGUAUCUUGAAGCGCUAUUGAACAGAGCCUUCUUCGAAGAUUUUGAAUCGAUUGGGUUCCAAAAGAGUGCUCCAAACUUGAUUUUGAAUCCCAUUGACUCUUGUGAAGCAAAUUUCGCGUCCUUCAACCGGCUACAAGGGCUGACCUGGGAUGAAGUUCUGAAUAGAGGGACCAAGCAUUUUAGCGAAGAUUUUAGCAGGUUUUGCGAUAGGAAAAUGAGCGAGAUUGUGGCUAUGCUGGGGUGGAAUCGUGCGUGGCCCGAACAGCUUCUGCAAUCCUUUUUCGGUGCGUCUAAAGCUGUGUGGUUGGUGCACCUUUUGGCUCAUUCGGUUCAUCCAAGCCUACCAAUUUUCAGAGUGGACAAAGGUGCGACCUUCGAUUCGAUCUACAUGGAGGACAUGGGGGGAGAAAAGGCCCAAAAACUGGUGCCAACUAUAGUUAGGAUCAUGGUUACACCCGGGUUCUAUGUCUACGACAAUGUCGUCAAGUGCAAGGUUCUUUGCAGGUACUACAACAGCAACAACGGGUACAACAUUGACAGCAGCGGAAAGGUUUUGGUCCCAUCCCCGUCAUAGCAGAACGUGUACGAUCACUUGAUCAAGUUGUAGUACUAGUCAAUUGUUAAUUUGUCUCAUUUUGUUGCUUCUGUUAAUUAAAUUAAAGAAAAGAAAUAUAUGGGUGUUGACGGGCACGAUUUUGUAUGCAAAUUACUUAUAGAUUUUGAGAAUCUAAGGGUCAAACCAACAAAAUUUGGCAUU
Messenger RNA from Coffea eugenioides, 1809 nucleotides. Its product is annotated as IRK-interacting protein. The record is from RefSeq and is a predicted model, not a curated record. The transcript is spliced from 2 exons. The coding region runs from base 124 to 1626 and encodes 500 amino acids. NCBI's taxonomy places the organism in Eukaryota, Viridiplantae, Streptophyta, Magnoliopsida, Gentianales, Rubiaceae.